GUGUAUUGCCCUUUAAGUGAGCGAACGUCAAAUGUCCGCCUUGCAGUGGCUGGUUCUAGCCCUCCACAGUCAACCGCGCUUCAGUACUUGGUACGUGCGCGUGAAGGUGCACAGGUUCGGUGACACUGCGUCCCGCUCGUGGGGAAUACGAGGAAACUGGGAAAAACUUUUAAGGACAGCAAUAACAGACAAAACACCGCGUAGCAUAUUAUCGCUGCCAUCGUGCAAAAUUGUUUGAAUUUAUAGGAAAAUGGCAGAUCCAAUGACCCAGUCCGCCCAGAUAUCGUCGUCGCCUGGGCUUGCAGAUGGACAGAACUCUGUUGCGGCCAAAGACUCAAAAAUGUCCGAUUCCUUUCUUUCCUCUUCGCCUGUAUCUCUCAUUCAGUCUCCUCAAGACAAAAAGGUGGUGCUGGGCUCUGACAAACCCUGCCCAGAAGGUGUGGCCACCUCACUUCGCUUCACCGGGCCUUCUCAGCCCGGCUCGUUUUCCCCUGCGAACCACGGGCGUGACGCGUCAUCGGGUUUGCCUGACGGUAAGCCGGAUGAUUCGCCGGUCGUAACGUCCCCAGUGUCUGAGAGGAUAAAGGCUCUAGAAGCCCUGGCAGCCAAAAAGAAGGAGCCAGAGCUGAAGAACGAAGGGGGCUUCCCCCACUUCAAAGAACGUCACUAUGAGAAGUCUGCUCCUGAGGUGAUUGCAGAGACCACCUCACCUUUCCAGAAGAAGGGAGCAUCCACCGAUCAGGAAUCGCCAGAAUCCCCAUUUGAGGUCCUGGGGGAAGCUCGACAAGGGAGCGAGUUUGAAGACACUGCAGACUGGAUGAGAGCUCACUUGCCACCUGUGCCGGCCUUCGAAGACAAAGAAUAUACAAGCAAAGAUGAUGUGUCAGAGAAUGGUGGCAAAUUCAAGGAGGUGAAAGUGGCAGAUAAAGUGGUGCCUGACAUUUCGGAAGCAUUUGCAUGUGUCCCUGAUGCUUUCAUGGACUCUCCCAUUGAAGGUCCUCAACAGAAAAAUCUGUUCAAAGACCCUGGGCAGCACUCUAGUGUUGAGGAAGAAUCUGAAUUUGACCUGAGCUUUCUACCUACAGCUUACAUGACUGAAACCCAAGGUCCCCUUGACGUUGAGCUGCCUGCCUCACCUGCCCCUCCUGCAGGUUUUGACACACACUCUCCCCCUCCCUCUCCCCCACCUCCCUCUGACUCUGAAGAGAAGGUCUCGAAGAAUAAACAGGUCCCAUGGGGGGGUGACCUGGAGCCCCCAGAGGUUGUCGAAGCUGACAGCUCCGGAGACUCCGAUGACACUGUCAUUGAGGAUGCCGCCUCCAUCCCUGCUUCCUCCCUCCAAUCCAUUCCUGACACCUCUUCGUCAGGUGAUGCUGUACCUGCACCCAACCCCUCUGUUCCCUCUGUCCCUACUGAAGAAAAGGAAACCCUGCCAGCAAAGCAGCCAAUGCGUGUACCUACCAUUAAUGUAAUUGAGACAGAUGAGCCAAAUUACAGUGAUAUGGAGAUGGAAAUGGAGGAGGAGGAGGAGCAGGAGGAGGAAAGUUGUGAAGUUGUGAAAGACUCAUCAAAGUACUCCGUGCAAGAGGCACCAAAAACCCCUGAGCCACAACCAAAUGUGACUGAAAACAAAUCGUCCAACAUUCCACCAUUAGAAUAUCAGGGUUACUCUCCUCCCUCCUCUCCUGUUGAUUCUGAUGCAGAAUACUCACCAAAACACAAGAUACUUAAAUCCGAAUACGAUCCAGAUAGUCAGACUGUGCCGUCUAAUGAUGGGUUGCAAAGUAGUGAUGUGACAAAAGACUCAAGUUCUGAUUCACAGAGACAGAAAGUGGAGUCUGAGAAAUCCCAGACAUCCAAUGAGUCUAAUGAAAAGUCUACCCCCAACACUGGCAAACCAUCAGAGAAAGCCACAGAGAACCUUUCAGACUUUCCUGACUACGAUGACGAUGACUGGUCAGCUGAUGCCAGAGACAUCUUGUUUAAAUCUAGCUCUGGUGACAACACUGCUGAGCAACUUCCUUUUGAAGAGAAGCUAGGGGAGUCGUUUGCUGAAAACUCUGAUCUUAAAGAUGAUUAUAUACAGACAAAUGAGCUUUCAAAAUCCAACAACACACUGGAAGGCUCAGUCCUUGAACACGACAGAGAAUCUCUUGAUGAAGACCCACGACUCUCCAUUGAUGAUUCCAUUGGCGACAAAGGGCUGAACGUUGAUGCCGUGCCUGAACCUCCUCAGGAUCAAAUCUCUGAGAUCCAUAUUGGACAACCACUUCCUCAAAACAAUGCAACCACAGUGGAGGAGGAUAUCACCUCAGUGGAUGAAGAGGACUCUUUCCCCAAGCCAGUUGGAGGCCAGCCGUCUCCCAGGGAGUUUCCCAGAGAUCCAUUCUCCUCUUUCCAGAGUGAACCGCCUGGCAGCGACAUUGAGCCAUUCACUGAGAAUAAACUUGUUGGUGACAUUCUCGCAAAUAGCAUGGCCUACAGCCAGACCCUCCCUCCUCAGGACGCUGGGACAAAGGACACUAAAGCGGGACACCAUUCGCCGGACAACACCAGUGACCCAGAAAGCAUUGAACCGGACUGCUCUGUUGCUGGUGCCACAGACAGCUUUGUUGAGUUCAUGAGGGAGUGCCUGAAGUCACGGCAGGACGAAGAUCCAGGAGACCUCCGACAGGGUCUCGCGGCCCAGGAUGAGUGUCCUCAAACGGGCGCUCCCCCCUCCCAAUCCUCACCAACCGUGGUCAUGGAUUUGGAGCAGGAACGCCUCACUAUUGAUGCCCUCAAAGAGUUGGGAAGCAGCCAAGAAGAGGACGACCCUCAGUCUGGCAUCGUGGCCUCUGAGAAAUCUCUGUCUUCCGUUACCUCGGCUACAACUGACCAGCUUCCCCAAAACAAGCCUGCUUCCGACAGCACGUAUUCCGAGGAGGUAGAGGCCAUCGACGUGUGGGUAGCCGAGGCCUACCACCUUGCGGAGCAUGUCUUGACCGCAAUACUAACCCACUUUUCAGUCCAGGACCUGGUCCACUGGCGCGACCCCAAGAAGUCCGGCGUGGUGUUCGGCCUGUCCCUCCUCGCCCUCCUGUCCCUGGCGGCGUUCAGUGUGAUCAGCGUCGUGUCCUACCUGCUCCUCGCCCUGCUCUGUGUCACCAUCAGCUUCCGCAUCUACAAGUCCGUCGUCCAGGCCGUGCAGAAGUCCAACGACGGCCACCCCUUCAAGGCUCUGAUCGAGAAGGAUGUCAGCGUUCCCCCCGAGACCUUCCGCAAGCAUGUGGAUGCCAGUCUGACCUACAUCAACCGAUUGCUCAAACAGCUGAGCCGCCUCUUCCUGGUGGAGGAUCUCAUCGACUCCCUGAAGCUUGCAGUGGUGAUGUGGUUGCUGACCUACGUGGGAGCCGUCUUUAAUGGCAUCACCAUCUUCAUCCUGGCCGACAUCCUCCUCUUCACCGUGCCGCCCUUCUAUGAGAAGUACAAGACCCAGAUUGAUCACUACAUCGGAAUUGCACGUACUCAAGUGAACACCACAAUGGCCAAGUUGCAAGAGAAACUUCCUGGAGCCAUCAAGCGUACGAAAGCUGAAUGAUCGUUGCUUGGAUGUCAUCCUAUUUGUCCCGUCUUCAACCGCUUCCAUUCUCAGCCAGUGAUCCCUUUUCCAUCUUAACCCCCCCCCCCCCCCCCGCCACCCCCCCAGACCGCCAACCCGCUAGGUAGAACACAAAUCUGAAAUGCUACUCAAUAUUAAAUGUAAAACGCGCAGCUUAACUAAAAGCAUUUAGAAAAAGACCUGCGCUUAUGGUGUUGACAGAACACACACCUCUAGGGGGAGGGAAGUGAUUUUUAACGCCGACACAGAACGUCUUUCAUUAAUGCAGGGUCAGGAACUUAUGACCUGGUUUCGUGUGGGAUGGGUGGUGGUCUGGCAACAAAGCAAAUGUCUGUACUGUUAACUCUACAUUCAGCUGAAAGGAAGGAAAAAAGAGGUUAAAGAGGGAAAAUGCAACUUAUUCAAAGUAACUUUUGGGUGUAAAUUGUGGCUAGUCUUUCUACUGCUCUCUAACUCUCGGUCUGUGGCAGUUGUAUGGAUAAACAAAACAUAAUUAGCGAUUGGAACGUGAUGAUAACAAUAAUUCACUGUUACAGACCAGCCUGUUACGGCUUUGUGUUUCGUUCACUUUAAAGGCAGUUGUCUUUUUUUUGUUUUGUUUGCAAUGCACUGAACUUUUUAAUUGUUAACUUUUAAAUCCCCAGAGCAGGUUGAAAUAAAAGGAUUGUAACACUGAACCAGCUGUAAUACUUCUGAUGUAGUUCACGCUGUAGUAUUUGGAUGCGUUUGGUUAAAGGUUUCUGCAUCCAGUGUCCACAUCUCCAGCAGAUGUCCUCAGUCUGUUUUCUAAAAACACCUGUUAGUAUUGCUUUUAUAAAAGGGUAAACUCCCUCUUACCAUGGUCAACCUUUUUGUUUUGUUUUAAGUCAACAAUGUCAGUUUUACAUUCACCUGUAAAUUAUUACUAUUAUUGAUAUUAUAAUUAUAAUUAUUAUUAUUACUACUAAUAGGAUUGCUGCUUUUGACUCCCUUUAGCUUUUUAAAAGCUUCACAGAAGCUUCAUAGAGCCUCAUAACUGCUUGGUAUCUUCAGUGAGGCCUCUUGGGGAAGCUGUCAGGUUUUUGUUCCCUUUUUUGGAGUUAGCUGAAAAGACAACAGAACGAUAGAUGCAGACCUAGACGUUAUCUAGUGCCUGUUGUAAUGGUCUUGUUUUGUUUUGAAUAGAAACAUCACUCAUUAUAGGCAGUAUGCUAUUUUUGUUUAUAAGAUCAUUAUUUGUGAAUGCUUCAAUGAUCGUUUAAUUUCAAUAAAAAAACAGCCAUCUAUUUUAGCGCUACUCAAAUCUCUGUAUUGGCCAAGUGUCUUCAAAAAGGGAUUUGUAAAAGCAGUUGAAAAUGAAUGGUGUAUAAAUAAAAUGGACGUUCCAGCUUCUUUUGUGACCGUCAGCGCUCUGAGACAUUGUGCCCAAAGUGAGUUUGCGUGUCACUUGUAAUUCUUGGAGCAACCCCUCCUUUCACAACGGAUCGCCACCAGAAAUCAAACAAUACUGCUGUGACGUGGGCUGUACAGUGAUCAGUCUCACAUUGCCUCAGUGCAUUAACUACUGCUCAUGUCUGUUAACCGCUGAAGUUUACCCAGCAACGUCCAUUGAACAUUCCUUCCCAUGCAUGUGAACACAUGUUGUCAGUGGUCGCAAUUCGCUCACAAUCUGGUUCCUGUUUGCAUGCGUGUUUCUAUAUAUCCAACUCCGCUGCGGUUAAUCACAAACCACUUGAAACUGGAUUGACUUGCUUUAUUGGGGGUGAAGACUGUGUUAAUUCAUUAACUAACCUCAAUUUACCAACUCAAGCUAAUAGACAUGUUUGUUCUGGAUGUUGUUUUCUCUCACACACACACUCACUCACUCACUCACUCGCAGUUGAACGUAUCUUAUGUCUUGAAACCACUGUGUCCUUGUGAUGCUGGGAUAAUUAAACUUUGCUGACAACCUCACAAUUAGGUGUUCCAGUCAGGCUUGUCAGGGGUGCUCCACUUCUUAAAACUUUCAUUGGAGGUGAUCUUACUUAGGAUUUCGAUAGGUUAUAAUGCGAAACUCACACUUUAGAUACAAUGUCUUUUUUUUUUUCUUUUCUUUUUUUACAGCGCUUUAUUCUUCCAGAGAGUGUUACAAAUACUGUAAGUCUACAUGCAUAUUUUUUUUUAAAUCUAGUUUCCUUGAUGCAUGUAGCUUUUCUCAUUUUCACUGGUUGGUUAUAAUUUUGUCUUUGGGAAGGGUGGGAGGGGAUUGACGGGAGUGUUGUUUCAUAUUUCUCUUUGGCAUUCUCUGUUUUGCUUUUUACUCUCUUGGUAACUACGUGUGUUAAAUAACAUCUCCGCAGUGAUUGUUAGCAAUUACGUUAGUUUGGAUAUUUUGGAGCUUUGGAGAAGAAGAGAAUUUUGUCCCUGUACCGAUGUCAAAGUGGAAUUAAUAAAAAAUGUCAAAGGAAAA
Messenger RNA from Esox lucius (northern pike), 6029 nucleotides. It is a transcript of the gene rtn3, whose product is annotated as reticulon 3. The transcript is spliced from 9 exons. Gene Ontology annotation, cellular component: postsynaptic density; neuron projection. The record is from RefSeq and is a predicted model, not a curated record. The coding region runs from base 251 to 3580 and encodes 1109 amino acids. NCBI's taxonomy places the organism in Eukaryota, Metazoa, Chordata, Actinopteri, Esociformes, Esocidae. Gene Ontology annotation, biological process: neuron differentiation; endoplasmic reticulum tubular network formation; brain development.